Molecule: messenger RNA, 1092 nt
Organism: Empidonax traillii (willow flycatcher)
Lineage: Eukaryota; Metazoa; Chordata; Aves; Passeriformes; Tyrannidae
Gene: BAALC
Product: BAALC, MAP3K1 and KLF4 binding
Exons: 4
Coding region: 47-484 (145 amino acids)
Cellular component (GO): cytoplasm
Source: RefSeq, a predicted model, not a curated record
GUGCCCGGGCGGCGGCUGCGACUGAGCCCGUGAGCGGGGCCUCACCAUGGGCUGCGGGGGCAGCCGGGCCGACGCCAUCGAGCCCCGGUACUAUGAGAGCUGGACGCGGGAGACCGAGUCCACCUGGCUGACCAACACGGACUCCGAGAGCCCGCAGCAGGAGGGCGGCGGCGCCGAGCCCGGGCGGGAGCCGAGCGGGCCGCGCCCCGGUCUUCUGGAGGAUGGGAAAUUGGCUCAGACUGGUGUAACCACAGCAGCAGCCCCAGCUGGAACGCUGAGCACUGACAAGAGGAACAACUGCAGUUCUCAGUGUGCCAACCCCAUGGUCCACAGCACGGGAGCCACGACACAGAGGCAGAAUGGCUUCAGAACCACAGAGAGUAAAUGGGACACACAGAAAAUGUCCACAAAAGAAGUCGCCAUUAAUGUUACAAAAAGCAUCAGACAAAGUGACAGAAGGAAAACAAAGAAUUGUGCCAAUUAACAAAGAAAAUUGCAGGUUUAAUCCAAGCCACAGGGUUGUUCUCCUCUAGUGACUGAUAACUGACCAUGUGUGACUUGUGCUUAUAGUCCUGACACCUUUAAUAUCAGUCUGCACUUAACACCCUGAAGGUCUCUUCUCUCAUCCUGCUACAAUCCCAUUUUCCUUCAACCACUAUAAAGCUAUAGCCUUCUGAUCACCUACUGAAUGCUUUAUCAGCACAACCUAGUUGCUCACACACCCUUGCUCUGUCACUUUGCAACUAGAACAACCCAACAGAAGACAUACAUUCAGACACAGACAGACACAGGCAAAAUACUCCAUGUCCAGAAGUUGUGGUAAUAUCACUGGCAAGUCAUCAACUUACAAACACACUCAGUGCACUUAAGAAGGAACAAUCUGGAUUAUGGCUUCAAAAACUUCCAUCACGAUCAUACUUCUAUUGCAAUAAAUCAGCAGUCUUAAGGAUGAUGAGGUUUCAGAGCACUGUCCUCUGCCAUGGGCUUCUGCCAGUCACCUCCAUCAACAUUUCCCCCAUGCAAGAAUUUGGUAUCCAGCCCUGGUCAUCUCAGAUGGCCCUAGCACGUCUUGGUCCCACAAGCAAUACCAUU